Messenger RNA from Trichobilharzia regenti, 2163 nucleotides. The record is from the annotation of a GenBank genome assembly. NCBI's taxonomy places the organism in Eukaryota, Metazoa, Platyhelminthes, Trematoda, Strigeidida, Schistosomatidae.
AUGUACGGAAAUGAAGGGAUGGAAAGACUUAUUCCGCUUGUCAACAAGCUUCAAGAUGCUUUUGCAUCUCUCAACCUACCACUGAAUCUUGAUCUACCUCAAAUCGCAGUUGUAGGUAGCCAGAGCGCCGGUAAAAGUUCUGUACUUGAGAAUUUCGUUGGACGUGAUUUCUUACCACGAGGUAGUGGUAUAGUUACACGAAGACCGCUUAUAUUGCAACUGGUACACGACAAGUCAGUUGAAUAUGGGGAAUUCAUUCAUUGUAAGAACAAGAGGUUUACAGAUUUUGAUGAAAUACGUCGGGAAAUCGAACAGGAAACAGAAAGAGUUACUGGUUCCAACAAAGGUAUUUCGAACAUUCCUAUCAACCUCAGAAUUCACUCGCCAAGAGUUCUAAAUUUAACUCUCAUUGACCUUCCUGGAAUGACCAAAGUACCAGUGGGGGACCAGCCUCCCGAUAUAGAAACUCAAAUACGGAAUAUGAUAAUCGAAUUUAUUGAGAGAGAUUCAUGCCUAAUUCUGGCUGUCAGUCCUGCCAAUUCUGAUCUCGCUAAUUCUGACGCUUUGAAACUUGCCAAAGAAUAUGAUCCGCAAGGUCUACGUACAAUUGGUGUCAUAACUAAGUUGGACUUAAUGGAUGAUGGUACAGAUGCUCAGGAAAUCCUGGAGAAUAGGCUACUUCCACUUCGGAGAGGUUAUGUAGGGGUUGUCAAUAGAAGUCAGCGGGAUAUAGAAGGACGUAAAAAUAUCAGUGCUGCUUUGGAAGCUGAACGCAGAUUUUUUCUUUCACAUCCCAGUUAUCGUCAUAUGGCUGAUCGUAUGGGAACUCCCUAUCUUCAGCGAAUACUAAAUCAGCAGCUCACUAAUCAUAUCCGUGAAACUCUUCCCAAUCUACGUAAUCGUUUACAGGCUCAGUUAAUUAGUUUGGAGAAAGAGGUGUCUGACUUCCGUAAUUAUCGUCCGGAUGACCCAGCAUACAAAACGAAAGCAUUACUACAGAUGGUACAGUCAUUUGAAGCAGAAUUUUCUCAAAAUAUUGAUGGACAUGUCUCUGAAGUUGAUACUCAAACAUUGUCAGGUGGUGCUGAAAUUAAUCGGGUGUUUCAUGAACGGUUUCGUUAUGAUUUACUUAAGAUUGAGUUCGAUGAGAAAACCUUGAGAAAAGAAAUUGCUGUUGCUAUCCAAAAUAUUCAUGGUGUUAGGCCUGGAUUAUUCACCCCUGAUAUGGCAUUCGAUGCUACAGUGAAGAAACAGAUUGAAAGACUUCGGAUCCCGUCACUAAAAUGUGUUGAUAUGGUUGUAUCUAGACUGACAGAUGUCUUGCAGCACUGUAGCGAUAAGGUAGGACGAUUUCCACGACUUCGUGAAGAGAUUGAACGUAUUGUUAAUAUGCGGGUUCGUGAAUUAGAGAUAGCUACUAAACAACAAAUUAAAACAUUAAUUGAUUUUCAACUAGCCUACAUGAAUACAAAUCAUGAAGAUUUUAUUGGAUUUCAAAAUGCUGAACAACGAGUAAAUGAUAGUGCUAAGAGUAAAUUGGGCAAUCAGGUUAUCUGUAAGGGUUGGCUUAGUUUAAUCAAUCCAAGUUUAUUACGUGGUGGCAGUCGUUAUUGUUGGUUUGUGCUAACCGCUGAUACACUGACAUGGUACAAAGAUGAUGAGGAACGUGAAAAACGAUAUGUUCUUCCGUUAGAUGGAUUAAAACAACGCUCUGGUGAUACUGGUUUCUUUUCAAAACGACCAACAUUUGUUCUGUAUCAUCCAGAUCCUAAAACCAAUGUAUACAAAGAUCAUAAAACACUAGAUUUAUCUGCAGACUCAGAAGAGGCUGUUGAAGCUUGGAAAGCUGCUCUUGUCCGUGCUGGAGUUUUUCAUGAUCCAACUUCUAAACCAGAUGAACAGAAUGAUGAUGGUGAUUUGAGUAAGGCAGCAGCUGAUCCAAAACUUGAAAGACAAGUGGAAAUUAUACGUAAUCUAGUUGAUUCUUACAUGAAGAUUGUCACUAAAACUCAACGUGACAUGGUUCCGAAAAUAAUUAUGCAUCAAUUAAUUAAUGAGAUCAAAAUGUUUUUGAAAGGAGAUCUAUUACCUGGAUUGUAUGCUCAAGAUCCUAAUAAUCUAAUGGAGGAAUCAGCGGCUGAAAAAAGCAUCGUGAAGAAAUGA